UCAUUCCCCAGCCCGAGCGGGCUGGCUGGCUAACGAGUGGAGCCGACGGGAGCAGGCGGAGCGCAGCGCAGCCCGGCCGGGGCGGGCAGGGGUGGCCAUGGCACGGGCGCUUCCCCUCUGAGAGCCCGGGCCGCGGGCGGAGCCGCAGAAAUGACGGUGGAGUUCGAGGAGUGUAUUAAGGAUUCGCCCCGAUUCAGGGCAACCAUAGAUGAGGUGGAAACAGAUGUGGUGGAGAUAGAGGCGAAACUGGACAAGCUGGUCAAACUCUGUAGUGGGAUGAUCGAGGCUGGCAAAGUCUACAUCACCACCAACAAACACUUUGUCAGCGGGGUCCGGGACCUGUCCCAGCAGUGCCGCAACGAUGAGGUGGUCUCGGAAUGUCUACAGAAGUUUGGAGAUAGCCUUCAGGAAAUGAUCAACUACCACAUGAUCCUGUUUGACCAGGCCCAGAGGUCAGUGCGGCAGCAACUCCACAAUUUUGUCAAAGAUGACGUUAGGAAAUUCAAAGAAACAAAGAAACAAUUUGACAAGGUCCGAGAGGACAUGGAGAUGUCUCUGGUGAAGAAUGCGCAGGCCCCGCGGCACCGGCCACAUGAGGUUGAGGAGGCCACCGGAGCAUUGACUCUCACCCGUAAAUGCUUCCGCCACUUGGCUCUGGAUUAUGUACUCCAGAUCAACGUCCUUCAGGCCAAGAAGAAGUUUGAGAUAUUAGACGCGAUGCUGUCCUUUAUGCACGCGCAGUAUGCCUUCUUCCAGCAGGGUUACAGCCUCUUACACCAGCUGGACCCCUACAUGAAGAAGCUGGCCGCAGAGCUGGACCAGCUAGUGAUCGACUCCGCGGUGGAGAAGCGGGAGAUGGAGAGGAAACAUGCCCUGAUCCAACAGAAGACUUUGCUGCAGGACUUCUCCUAUGAUGAAUCCAAGGUGGAGUUUGAUGUAGAUGCUCCCAAUGGUGUGGUCAUGGAGGGAUACCUCUUCAAGAGAGCCAGCAAUGCCUUUAAGACAUGGAAUCGGAGAUGGUUCUCCAUCCAGAACAGUCAACUGGUCUACCAGAAGAAGCUUAAGGAUGGGCCGACUGUGGUGGUAGAUGAUCUCCGGCUCUGCACUGUGAAGCCGUGUGAGGACAUGGAGAGGAGGUUUUGCUUCGAGGUGGUCUCUCCUACAAAGAGCUGCAUGCUGCAGGCUGACUCAGAGAAGCUCCGCCAGGCCUGGGUUCAGGCAGUCCAGGCCAGCAUUGCCUCGGCUUACCGGGAAAGCCCCGACAGUUACUACAUAGAGAGACUUGACCGAACGGCAUCCCCAUCCACCAGCAGCAUUGACUCUGCCCCGGACACCAGGGAUAGAAGCAGCAAGGGAGAGGGCAUCCUCCAGCGGGUGCAAAGUGUAGCGGGCAAUGGUCAGUGUUGUGACUGUGGGCAGCCUGACCCCCGCUGGGCCAGCAUCAACCUGGGUAUCCUGCUGUGCAUCGAGUGCUCGGGCAUCCACAGGAGUCUAGGGGUCCACUGCUCCAAGGUCCGGUCCCUUACACUGGACUCUUGGGAGCCAGAACUGCUGAAGCUGAUGUGUGAGCUUGGGAAUAGCACCGUGAACCAGAUCUAUGAGGCUCAGUGUGAGGAACUGGGGCUCCAGAAGCCAACAGCCUCCAGUUCCAGGCAGGACAAGGAGGCUUGGAUCAAAGUCAAAUAUGUAGAGAGAAAGUUCCUGAAGAAACUUCCAGGCUCUGGGGCUGAAGCCAUUGAGACAGCUGGCGGGGGAGAGGCCAAGCCCCGGCGAUGGAGCACGAAGAGAUGUCGACGGCACCAGAGUUCUCCCCGCAUCCCCAGGAUGCGACGCCAGCUUCGGCAGGAGCCUGCCGCCAUCUCCCCUGCAGCGCUGUCAUCAGCCAGCACUUUGGAACGGAAAUUUCGACGUGACUCUCUCUUCUGUCCAGAUGAGCUGGACUCACUCUUCUCCUACUUUGACACAGGAGCAGUUGGGGCAGGACCAAGAAGUCUGAGCAGCGACAGCGGCCUCGGUGGCAGUACAGAUGGGAGCUCGGACAUCCUGGUGUUUGGCUCGGUGGUAGACAGUGUCAUGGAAGAAGAGGGUGAAGAGUCUGAAGGCUCCAGUGCUGAGGGUGACCGUGAGACCUGGGACCCCGAGGACAGCCGAGAACUGCAUCCAGGGCUACUGGCCUACCGGGCCGCUCGAGCCAGAAAUCUGCCCGUCCUGGCGGAGGCCCUGGCCCAUAAUGCCGAGGUGAACUGGGUCAAUGAGGAGGAUGAGAGCAAGACGCCACUGAUCCAGGCAGUGCUGGGGGGUUCCUUGAUCAUCUGUGAAUUCCUUCUCCAAAAUGGGGCUGAUGUGAACCAAAGAGACAUCCGGGGGCGGGCACCCCUACAUCAUGCCACCUACCUGGGUCAUACGGGACAGGUCUGUCUGUUCCUAAAGCGUGGGGCUGACCAGCACGCAUUGGAUGAAGACCAGCAGGACCCACUGGCCAUAGCCGUCCAGGCUGCCAACGCUGAUAUUGUUACUCUGCUUCGGCUGGCUCGGAUGAAUGAGGAGAUGAGGGAAGCUGAGGGACCCCUUGGACAACCAGGUCAAUACCCGGGCAGCAGCCCCACUGAACUCCAGUACCGGAAAUGCAUCCAGGAGUUCAUUAGCCUUACUAUUGAUGAGUGUUAGCACCCUGGUCCCCACCCACCCCCUUCUUUCUUUGUUUUGUCCCUGAGGGGUCAUGGGGAGGGGGGACUUGGGGCCCUGGAAGCCAAGCCCAGAACCUGUGUCUGUCCCUGCCCCAUUUUCUGACAGAUCAGCCAGGGUCUGGGGAGGCCUUGGGGUCCAGCAGAUCGGGGUAAUCACCUCCCAGUCCAUCUGCCGUGGCAGGCAGGGUGGGGAGGACGUAGCUCUCCAAUUGGGAGGCAUGUGGAGCCUGGGAUGAUUCCCCUUCCUGGGUCUAGCCUGAUGGAGCUACCCAGAUCCCAUCUCCUUGGAGUCCCUGGUCCCCCACCCUUACCUUGCAUGUUCCAUGACCAGGUCAGAUGCCAGGCAUCUGUCUUCUUCCUCAAGCCCCUGUCCACUUCCCAGCCUUCCCUUUUAGCCUAGUCCUGUCCUCUCUCCAUAGCCCCUCUCUGCCCCCCUGCUCCAUAUCAUCAGGGCUGGGGAGAGCUUUCUCCACACCAGGGCUACCACAUGGGUCGCCCUGGCCCACACUCUCUCCUUAUAUCCCAGGACCUCCUCCCCCCAGCAUCCCCCAGAUAUCCAGAGCUACUCUUCCCAAUCUAAUACCCACUGAACUCUGUCCUAGCUGAGAGAAGGAGGGGGAGGAAAAGAGUCUCUCUAGAGGAUCCAGACCCAUGUACCUCAGUGAAGCAUUCUUGGGCUCCAAGGCCAACAGAUCCUUUUCUCUUCCCUCCACCCCCCCCAUUCCCCCAAGGCUGAUCUUCAAGGACACUGGUCUAGCAGGAGCCUUACUCAGAGCCUUGUGGCUUCAGGGCCCGUCCAAGUAGGGGUCACUCCCUCCUCAACCCUCCUGGGGCCUGGGCUCCCUCAGCAGUCCCACUCCCUAAGCCUCCCUUCAUCGGUCCUGGGCUAGGCUCAGGAUGCCACCCCCCUUGGCCCCUGAAUGCUGGCGUUCUGGCUGGACGGCGUGGCUGGCCAUGUCCAACCUGUCCCCCAGGAUCCCCUUCUCUCUACUGGUGGGCAGUGGCACUGUCCCUGACGCAGGGCCUGUCAGGGGAACAGAGACUGGACACUGCUGGCCCCCAGACCUUUAAAGGAGAAAUACUGUAUCGGUACCUUACUGAGAGUCAUUGUAUAAAGCAACUUUGUGCACUUUUUCUUACUUCCCACCAUGUUUAUGUUUCUGGUUUGGGCCCUGGAUUUGCUCGGCUGGGUGCUCGGCAACGGGGCUCAGUGGCUGGUUGAGUGUGGGUGCUCAGAGGACCAGUUCAGUGCCCCACCCCCACCCCCCCACAACACAAGGGGAAGAGUCUAUGAGGUUGCUGCCCCAGGUGCUGCUGCCAGACUUUUUUUUUUUAACUGGCCUUCCCUCCCUGCUACCAUAACCCCACCUCCACCCUGCUAGUGCCAUCUUGGUUUUUGACUGGAGAUCCAAGUGUCCAUCUCCCUGCCAUGACUCCUUAUUCCUCAGACAGAGACUAUGGGGCAUGGCCUAGACAGAUGGAUGGCUGGAAGAGUCAUUUUCCCUGGGAAUCUGGCAUGGGGAAAUGUGGGGGGGGGAGGGGUCGGUUCUAAGAGGGAAAGGAGCUGGAGGAACUUAUAGGAUUGCCUGUACCAGGAUGGGGCUGUCCAACCUUUUCAUUACUAGCCUAUAGCUAUGUAGACAGUCCUUUCUGAAUGCUCGCUCCCAGGUUUUCCUUUGCUGAGUUUUUUGGGGGGUUUUUUGAGUGGGGACAGGAUGUGCCCUGACCCACCAACCUUUGACUUGGGUUUUCCUUUGUUUGUGACUGGAAGCCUCUACCUUCUCUCCCCCUCCCCCCAGGGGUCUGGGUCCAGUCCUAUCCCUUUCUUAGUUAGGAGGCCUGAGGGGUUGGGAAAUAGUCCUUGGCCAUUGGACUGCUUCCUUCUUCUCCUGUUCUGGGUUGGGGUAUCAAUGGAGCAUGGAAUGUGCCAAUGGGCCUCACUUUCCUACACUCUCUGGGUCCGGGUUGGAAGGAGAUGGAUGAAAGGGAAUGUGGGCUGGGGAAGGGAUGGCAUUUGAGAGGCCUGGAUUUGGGAAGGUUGGAGACUGUAACACUGUUCAGAGAUUGGAGGGGGGGCAUGCUCACAGAGCCUUCUGCCUGCCUAGAGACAGAAAGGGGCACAGGAUACAAGUACAACUGAGUUAGGUUGGGGUGGGGAGUGGGGGGAGCUGGAAGGGCCCCCUUGGGCCAGGGAGUUCAUAGUUGGGGAGCUUUAAGCUUCUGGUCACUCAGCUCCUCCCCCACUGCUGAGCUGGCCAGGCUGGGUUGGGGUUGGGGAAGGGGUUGUCACUAUGCAAACUGCCACCCAGGGAGAGGGAGGCUCUGUAGGCAGCGCAGGGGCUGGGCUCCCCCAGCUGGCCAGCCCCGUCCCCCCUCUCACUGUAAAUAAGUGCUAAACUGAAUUAACUAUUUCCUUCUGCUUGCUUUCUGUGCACCCUCCCUCCCCUGAGAAUGGAAUGGGGCCUUUGGAUGGCUCUGAGCUUUGUUUGAACCUUUGGAACCAGUUAUCUGGAACUCUGCCUUUCUUUCCUCCUUCCAUGGUCUCCUGAAUCAAACCCUCUUAAUAAAAAUCUCACUCCACUGCCA
Phascolarctos cinereus (koala) is the source of this 5273-nucleotide messenger RNA. It is a transcript of the gene ACAP3, whose product is annotated as ArfGAP with coiled-coil, ankyrin repeat and PH domains 3. Gene Ontology annotation, molecular function: GTPase activator activity; protein binding. The record is from RefSeq and is a predicted model, not a curated record. NCBI's taxonomy places the organism in Eukaryota, Metazoa, Chordata, Mammalia, Diprotodontia, Phascolarctidae. Gene Ontology annotation, cellular component: cytoplasm.